AUGAGUGUAAAGGUUACUGAUAAGACUGUUACCGCUGACGCAUACCGCUAUAAAUCAACUGUGUCCUCGCAAUAUGACGAUGAAAAUAGCCAUGAAAAAAAUACGCCAACUCCAUGGUGGUAUAAAUUUUGCUUACAAUGCCACCAAGCGGAUCCAACGCCGUCGUGGCAACCUUCAUGGUGGGACAAACUGUUUCCUUUUCCGAUUUUUCCUACUUACAGACAAUCCGCUCAGCGACUGUGUAUAAUUUUUUUCUUCUUACUCGUCUGGGGUAUUUUAUACGCUGAAAUGGGCGAAACUGUGAGCUUAAACAGCGAGUUGUUAAGUAUGACAAUUCUAGUGAUAGCCGCGUACUUAAUUGGAUGGAUUUGGUUAAAAGUAACAACACUACCUGCCCUCAUUGGAAUGUUACUUACUGGAAUACUAUGCAAAAACUUAAAUUUAGUCCAUAUGACUGAUGAUUAUCGAAAACUUAAUCAAGAUCUCAGGAAAGUUGCUUUAGUAAUCAUUUUAACUAGAGCUGGUCUCGGUCUUGACGCUGGUGUACUUAAAAAACAUUAUGUAGCAGUUUUACAACUUGGUCUUAUACCUUGGGUAGUCGAAUGCUUAGCUAUUGCUGUUACCACUUACUUUUUAUUAGGGUUACCGUGGAUGUGGGCAUUUUUAUUGGGUUCGAUGAUAGCUUCGGUUUCACCGGCUGUAGUGGUGCCAUGUUUGUUUAGGUUGCGCGACGCUGGUUAUGGUGUCUCUAAAGGAAUACCUACAUUGUUGUUGGCUGCAGCUGCCAUAGAUGAUUCUGUUAGUGUUGCGGUAUUUUCAAUCAUACUUAAUGCAAUGUUCUCAACCGGCUCAAUGACUUUCAAUAUUAUAAAGGGUCCGCUUUCAAUAGUAGUCGGUGUGGUUCUUGGAUCACUUUGGGGCGCUUUAACGUCUAUUCUUCCGGAAAGAGGAGAUAUAUACGUAGUUCCUUUAAGAUUUCUAGCUCUGUUUUUGGGUGGUUUGUUUUCAUUAUUCAUAUCGAAUUUGAUUGGAUGGAGCGGUGCAGGUCCUUUAGCAAUAGUAUCAUCUGGUUUUGUUGCUGCAUACUACUGGGAGAAGCAAGGUUGGCCUGUUAAUAAAAACCCAGUUAGCAACAUCUUUAGGAUUCUUUGGAUAUUUUUUGAACCAAUACUUUUUGCAUUUACUGGUGCUCAAGUUACAGUUAGUGCCUUAGAUCCUCAAGUUAUAGGAAUGGGCGCAAUAUGUCUUGUGUCAUGUCUCAUAUUACGUGUAAUUGUAACGUUUUUUGUGAGUUUUGGUUGUGGACUCAAUAGCAAAGAAAAACUCUUUAUUGGCCUAACUUGGUUAGCUAAAGCCACAGUUCAGGCAGCGUUGGGUCCAGCAGCGUUAGAUUUAGUUCAUAAUGGUCAGACAGCUGGAAAUCCAGUAAUGGAUGAAGAGCGAUAUGCGAAAGCAAUCCUUGCCAUAAGUGUCCUCAGUGUAGUAAUAUCUGCUCCAAUUGGUGCCAUUCUUAUAGCACUAACCGGACCUCGCUUACUCUUUCGUGAUUCCCUAACUAAUGACACGCCUAUCGAUUACGAAAGUAAUGUGGAUAGAAAUACAUCAUUAUAAUAAACACAAAUGAAAGUU
This is a messenger RNA of Melitaea cinxia (Glanville fritillary), 1629 nucleotides long. RefSeq names its product sodium/hydrogen exchanger 9B2-like. Gene Ontology annotation, biological process: proton transmembrane transport. Gene Ontology annotation, cellular component: membrane. Gene Ontology annotation, molecular function: antiporter activity. Bases 1 to 1611 code for a protein of 536 amino acids. Lineage: Eukaryota; Metazoa; Arthropoda; Insecta; Lepidoptera; Nymphalidae. The transcript has 12 exons. The record is from RefSeq and is a predicted model, not a curated record.